UUGACGUCAUGUGGCGACGGCAGUUAGGGGGGCGGAAACAGGAGGAAGAAGGGGAGGAGCCUGUAGGAGACCUCUUGUGCGACAAUAACACGCGUGUGGCCGAUGUCCGGUCGAAGUCAUGAGUACUAAACACGUGACGUGCCGGUAUUUCAUACACGGCGUGUGCCGAGAAGGUAAUCGCUGCUUGUUCUCACAUGACUUGGCGAACAGUAAACCAUCUAAUAUCUGCCGUUUCUACCAGAAAGGACAGUGUGCUUAUGGAUCCCGCUGCAGAUAUGAUCAUAUUAAAACUUCAAGUUCUCCUGUGGUUUAUUUCCAUCAAGAUGUCCCAGCAGCCGCAGCAGCAGCUGCCACCGCCAUGGUAGAGACUUCUACCACAUCAUCAUCAACUUCUGAAGUGGAAACCCCUCCUGUUGUCUCCAAGACCACCCCACACAGGCGAGAGAAGAAGGCUCUCAUUCUAAGAGAUCGUGAUCUGUGUGGACAGGCAGAAGACAAGACCCGAGUCAAUCCAAUUCAGAGUUUAGACGAUUGCAGUGAUGCACAAGGCGGUGAUCUGGAAGGGAAACCACAUUCAUACCUGGCAGCCAUCUGUACUGGAUUAGAAGAAGUUGAAACAGCUGCCCCUUAUCCUCAAGACCCUCAGCAGCUUUGCCCCUAUGCAGCUGCUGGAACGUGUCAAUAUGGAGAAAGCUGUGUCUAUAUCCAUGGAGAUGUGUGUGAGAUUUGCAGCCUACAAGUACUUCAUCCAUAUGACCAGGAGCAGAGAAAAUCCCAUGAAAAGAUGUGCAUGGCGAACUUUGAACAUGAGAUGGAAAAGGCUUUCGCUUUCCAGGCCAGUCAGGAUAAAGUCUGCAGUAUCUGCAUGGAGAUCGUAUAUGAAAAGGUUUCCCACUCCGAGCGUAGGUUCGGGAUCCUGUCAAACUGCUGUCAUACGUAUUGCCUCUCCUGCAUCAGACAAUGGCGAUGUGCCAAACAGUUUGAGAAUCCAGUUAUAAAGUCGUGCCCAGAAUGUCGAGUCAUAUCUGAGUUUGUAAUCCCCAGUGUGUACUGGGUAGAAGAUCAGUCCAAGAAGGAUGAACUUAUUGAGGCUUUUAAGCAAGGAAUGGGUAAAAAAGCAUGCAAGUAUUUUGAUCAGGGACGCGGCACCUGCCCAUUUGGGGGUAAGUGCCUGUACCUGCAUGCCUACCCUAAUGGAACCAGAGCAGAUCCAGAGAAGCCACGGAAACAGCUUGGGUCAGAAGGCACUGUGAGGUUCUUUAAUGCAGUCAGGCUAUGGGACUUCAUUGAGGAUCGAGAAAAUCGUAGUCUCCCCAGUACGGACGAUGCUGUGACUGAACUGGGUGACCUCUUCAUGCAUCUGUCAGGAGCCGAUCAGCAAGACGCCACCUCUUCUAGCUAGAGACUGUGGGAUUAGUGUAAGGACGGCAGAACUAAGUGUCCUUCCCUCUGAGAAAGUAAAAACUGAGCCACACUGUGAUGUCCUCCUAAUUCUGGGAGUCCCUGUGCUCUGCUCUCCACCUGUAUUGUUCUUACUUCACCACUCAAUAUUUUGUAUUUAGUAAAUAGAAUAAUGUAAAAUAGGAGCCGCCAUAACUUAAGUUGCUCAUAAAAAAUUUGCUAUCAGCUCA
Messenger RNA from Hyla sarda, 1631 nucleotides. It is a transcript of the gene MKRN2, whose product is annotated as makorin ring finger protein 2. Gene Ontology annotation, biological process: protein polyubiquitination. The record is from RefSeq and is a predicted model, not a curated record. NCBI's taxonomy places the organism in Eukaryota, Metazoa, Chordata, Amphibia, Anura, Hylidae. The coding region runs from base 119 to 1402 and encodes 427 amino acids. Gene Ontology annotation, molecular function: metal ion binding; ubiquitin protein ligase activity. The transcript is spliced from 8 exons.